AUGGGUCGUAUGUCGAACGCGUUGGCGAUGACGAUGAAUCAAUCAUUAGACACUCAAGCCGCACCCAGUGCUGAUAUUUUAGUGUUUGUCAUUAAAGAUGAACGUGGAAGAGCUGAGAUUUGUUUUUCAAAGCCCGCAAGUGGCUUUGAAACAUUGAACUUUAUUAUAAACUUUAUCACCUCAACCUCUUUAAUAUCAAAAUAUGGAUGGCAUCCUCCGUCUAGAUUUUUAUUUUUGGUUUGUUGUGGAUUGUGUGAUCACUUUAAUGGAUGGAGGCAGGUAUUAUUGGCUUUCAAAAGAAAAGAUAAGAAAUCAUGA
Cavenderia fasciculata is the source of this 318-nucleotide messenger RNA. RefSeq lists its product as uncharacterized. The transcript has 3 exons. Lineage: Eukaryota; Evosea; Eumycetozoa; Acytosteliales; Cavenderiaceae. The coding region runs from base 1 to 318 and encodes 105 amino acids. The record is from RefSeq and is a predicted model, not a curated record.